Messenger RNA from Acaulospora morrowiae, 467 nucleotides. The record is from the annotation of a GenBank genome assembly. Lineage: Eukaryota; Fungi; Glomeromycota; Glomeromycetes; Diversisporales; Acaulosporaceae.
AGUUGGGAUGCAAUGAACCUGGGGAAUUGUGCAUUCGAGGUCCUAAUGUAAUGAAGGGGUAUUUAAAUAAUAAGGAAGCAACGGACGCUUCAUUUGAUAAAGAUGGAUUUUUCCAUACAGGGGAUGUCGUGACCAUCGAUAAUCAAGGGAACUUAUUCAUCGUUGAUCGUGUUAAAGAGUUAAUCAAAUAUAAGGGUUUCCAAGUUCCACCCGCAGAGCUAGAAGAAAUCUUAGUCUCACAUCCAGCAGUAGCGGAUGCCGCUGUAAUAGGCGUUAACUGCGAAGCCGACGCUACCGAAUACCCUUUGGCCUACGUUAAACUUUUGGAUGGCCACGAACAGUCACCGGACCUGUCUUAUGAAAUCAAAAAAUUUGUGUCUGAUCAAGUAGCGACGCAUAAACGAUUAAAAGGCGUAUUGUUUAUUGAUCAAAUACCCAAAAAUACAUCAGGAAAGAUAUUAAGAAGG